CUAAGUUCUGAAGCGAGCAGGAAUAUCUGGAGGAGUUUAUCAUCUGAACUGAGAUCUGCUGCUGUGAAGAUGGAGUUUGUGAAAGAGGAGAGAGAAGAGAACACGAGUGAACCAGAAACCUUCACAAUAAAACACGAGGAACCAGAAAUAAAACACGAGGAACCAGAAACCUGCACAAUAAAACAAGAGGAAACAGAAACCUGGAGAAUAAAAGAUGAGGAACCAGAAACUUUGAGAAUAAAACACGAGGAACCAGAAACCUGCACAAUAAAACAAGAGGAAACAGAAACCUGGAGAAUAAAAGAUGAGGAACCAGAAACUAUGAGAAUAAAACACGAGGAACAAGGAGAAUUCAUUGAAGAAAAAGAGGAAAAUGAAGAAUCAAGUGAAGUUGAGGAGAAAAAUCAUGUCAAAACUGGCGGAAAACCUUUGAUUUGCUCUCAAACCAAACAGAAAGCUUUAAAGAAAAAAAUUAAGAAAUCUUUCACCUGUACUCAGUGUGGAAAGAGUUUCACAUGUAAAUCAAGUCUUAAUGGUCACAUGAGAGUUCAUACUGGAGAGAAACCAUUCACUUGCGAUCAGUGCGGGAAGAGUUUCACACAUAAAUCAAAUCUUAAGGAUCACAUGAACAUCCACACUAGAGAGCAGCAGCACACAUGUGAUCAAUGUGGUAAAAUGUUUUUAUGGGCUUCACUUCUGAAGAAACACUUGAAAGUUCAUGCAAAGGAGAAACCACAUCCAUGUAAUUUGUGUGGUAAGAGUUUUUUGCAUCUACAAAGUUUGAAAGUACAUCAGAAAAUACAUACUGGUGUGAGAGAGUACGUGUGCUUUGGGUGUGAAAAGACUUUUAGUUCAGCGAGCAGUUUAAAAGUGCAUGAGAAGAUCCACACUGGAGAGAAACCUUACAAGUGUUCACACUGUGACAAGAGAUUCAGUCAGUCAUCAAAUCUGAAAACACAUGAGAGGAUCCACACUGGAGAGAAACCUUACAAGUGUUCACACUGUGACAAGAGAUUAAAUAAUUUAUCAAGUCUGAAAACACACGAGAAGAUUCACACUGGAGAGAAACCUUAUAAGUGUUUAAUCUGUGACAAGAGAUUCAGUCACACAAGAGAUCUGAAAACACAUGAGAGGAUCCACACUGGAGAGAAACCUUACAAGUGUUCACACUGUGACAAGAGAUUCAAUAAUUUAUCAAGUCUGAAAACACAUGAGAGGGUUCACACUGGAGAAAAACCUUACAAGUGUUCACACUGUGACAAAAGAUUCAGUCAGACAGUAAAUCUGAAAACACAUGAGAGGAUCCACACUGGAGAGAAACCUUAUAAGUGUUCACACUGUGACAAGAGAUUUAGUGUGUCAUCAAGUCUGAAAACACAUGAGAUGAUCCACACUGGAGAGAAACCUUACAAGUGUUCACACUGUGACAGGAAAUUCAGUCGUUCAGUAACUCUGAAAAAACAUGAUAGGAUCCACACUGGAGAUAAACCUUAUAAGUGUUCACACUGUGACAAGAGAUUCAGUGUGUCAUCAAGUCUGAAAACACAUGAGAUGAUCCACACUGGAGAGAAACCUUAUAAGUGUUCACACUGUGACAGGAAAUUCAGUCGUUCAGUAAGUCUGAAAAAACAUGAGAGGAUCCACACUGGUGAGAAACCUUAUAAGUGUUCACACUGUGACAAGAGAUUCAGUGUGUCAUCAAGUCUGAAAAGACAUGAGAGGAUUCACAAUGGAGAGAAACCUAAUAGGUGUUCACACUGUGACAAGAGAUUCAGUCGUUCAAUAAGUCUGAAAAAACAUGAGAGGAUUCACACUGGAGAGAAACAUUAUAAGUGUUCACACUGUGACAAGAGAUUCAGUGUGUCAUCAAGUCUGAAAAGACAUGAGAGGAUUCACAAUGGAGAGAAACCUAAUAGGUGUUCACACUGUGACAGGAAAUUCAGUCGUUCAAUAAGUCUGAAAAAACAUGAGAGGAUCCACACUAGGGCUGCACGAUGUGUCGUUUAAGCAUCGAUAUCGCGAUGUACGAAUCCACGAUAGUCACAUCGCAGGGUGUGCAAUGUAGGCUGUCAUAGUUGAUCCGUUAUUCAUUAACUGUAUGGGCGAGCUGCUCCCCGGCCCUUGACGAAUGUGAUUCGUGGAGAGCGUGAGAGAGAGAGCGCGAGAGAGAGAGAGAGCGACAGAGGGAG
Carassius carassius (crucian carp) is the source of this 2189-nucleotide messenger RNA. Its product is annotated as zinc finger protein 883-like. The record is from RefSeq and is a predicted model, not a curated record. Gene Ontology annotation, molecular function: RNA polymerase II cis-regulatory region sequence-specific DNA binding; DNA-binding transcription factor activity, RNA polymerase II-specific. The coding region runs from base 70 to 2007 and encodes 645 amino acids. Lineage: Eukaryota; Metazoa; Chordata; Actinopteri; Cypriniformes; Cyprinidae. Gene Ontology annotation, biological process: regulation of transcription by RNA polymerase II. Gene Ontology annotation, cellular component: nucleus. The transcript is spliced from 2 exons.